This is a messenger RNA of Menidia menidia (Atlantic silverside), 2325 nucleotides long. The record is from the annotation of a GenBank genome assembly. NCBI's taxonomy places the organism in Eukaryota, Metazoa, Chordata, Actinopteri, Atheriniformes, Atherinopsidae.
UGUUUUCUGUGUAAUAUUAACCGGAAGUCACGGAAUAGAGCUUUACUUUGAAAGAAUCUCUUUCUCCCUGUCCCUCUGUCUCUCUCUCUCUCUCCCUCUCUCUCUCAGCAUUAUUAAGGAAAUACUCACUCUCUACUUUUCACUUUGCGGGACUUCGGGACAUAGUGCGUACUGACGCUUUCUGGCAGUGAGCAAGUUGCGCUUUCCUUGCGUUUUUCCUCUGCCCUUUGCGCCGUUUAUUCCACCACCUUCAUCCACGCUCUCCUAGAAAAAUAACCCGAAGAAUUAAAAAAAAAAAUGGACCUGCCCGUUCACUCUGAGCAAACAGAAACCAGCCCUGCAGCAGAGCGUCCGGCCAGGAUGAGCAGACGGCAGAUUCUCACCCUCAUAUCAAUGGCAUCUGUCAACUUCAGCUCAAUGAUGUGCUACUCCAUAUUAGGCCCCUUUUUCCCCAACGAGGCAACGAAGAAAGGAGCCAGCCAGACUGUCAUCGGCCUCAUAUUCGGCUGCUACGCCAUCUCUAACCUCAUUGGCUCUUUGGUAAUGGGCAAAUAUAUUGUGCAGAUCGGAGCCAAGUUCAUGCUGAUCGCGGGGCUUUUUGUGUCGUCGGGCUGCACCAUCCUGUUUGGAUUACUUGACCGGGCCCCCGACGGGGCCGUCUUCAUCUCCCUGUGCUUUAUAGUGCGGUCCAUCGACGCCGUGGGCUUCGCCGCUGCCAUGACUUCAACCUUUGCCAUGACAGCGAAAAUAUUCCCAAACAAUGUGGCGACUGUUUUGGGAAGUCUGGAAAUCUUCACCGGACUGGGACUCAUACUGGGGCCACCGGUGGGAGGAUGGUUCUACCACUCUUUUGGAUAUGAAAUCCCCUUCAUGCUACUGGGGUGUUUCCUGUUGAUCAUGGUUCCUUUCAACAUUAUCGUUUUGCCAUCUAUCGAGGCAAACCCGUCAAAGUAUUCAUUCCUCAGACUCCUCAGACACACGAAAAUAGUCCUGAUAUGCUUUGUUAUAUUCACUCUCAGCUCCGGUCUGGGCUUCUUUGAUGCCACGCUGUCGCUCUUUGCAAUGAAGACGUUCAGUCUCUCACCCGGAUAUGUGGGGCUCAUCAUGCUCGGCCUGUCCCUGCCGUACUGUCUGGCCUCCCCUCUGUUGGGUUACUUCACAGAUAAAUACCCCGACUGUAGGGUGGGAAUGAUAGUGACAGGAGGUGUCAUCACAGCUUUUGGAUUCUGCCUACUGGGUCCCGCCCCUUUCCUUUCCAUCUCCAGUCAGCUGUGGUUGCUGGUCCUCAUGCUCGGCCUAAUUGGGUUUUCUCUGGGCAUGACCGCCAUCCCUACAUUUCCAGAGAUCAUCACGUGUGCAUACAGUGAACAAGGAUGUGAAGAGGGUCUUAGCACACUCGGGAUGGUGUCUGGCUUGUUCGGUGCAUUUUGGUCCAUGGGGAUGUUUUGUGGCCCGACAGUUGGUGGUCUUAUCACGCAGCAUCUUAACUUCGAGUGGGCUGCCACAGUCCAAGGAGGCAUAGGAUUUUUGGCUGCCUUUCUCCUUGGGAUUCACUCUCUUUGUCAACGAAGAAAACAAAGGGUGCAAGAAGAUCAGCAGACAGAUGAAAGCAGCCCUCUGCUGAACGGAUCCGGGCCUCAGCCGCACGUGGAAGGGGAAUGUAAUCUUUUUGCUUGACACAAUGGAAACAUUUUGUCGCUUUUUUGCCUUCAGUUGUGUUGUAUUGUUGUAUUUCAUGAAAUGGAAAAGCACUUUCAUUUGGCGCUGCUGUUUUAGCGGCGGGAAGAAAAAAAAACGAGGAGUUUGAAUUUCAAUCAAACAGUGGAAGUUUGAUUAUACCUGCAGCCAAAAUGUGCCUUUUGUUCUGGGACCUUUCUGUGUUAAAAUGGUCUUAGUUUUCUGCAGCACAUGACUUGGAUUUUACGCAGACGUGACUCUGUCGGGUCUACUAACACAUUCCUGGAACUAUAAAGGAGGGAAACUAUGUUUUAUCUUUGAAAAGAUAUAUUAUACAGGUCAUACCUGUAAUCAGCCCCAUAUUUGGUACAAAAAACGAGCAUGAUGCAUAUUCCAGUGCAGUCACAGUGGUGAUGUGUGUUUUGUGCCUUCCUUUCUGACUUCAGGAAUUGUCUUGUCUUUUACAGAUUUAAAUUAAAUAUGUAAAAAGGAAUAAAUGAUAAAGAAACGAACAGGCCUUUGUGUUUACUACACCCUGACCACCCUGACAUAAACUGAGCAAAUAUCUUUUGUACAGCAUGAAUACGAUGUCAAAUGAACUUCCAUUUAUGUCUCACUUGCAGUUCAACUUUUAGGAUUUGAACAUGA